This is a messenger RNA of Dichomitus squalens LYAD-421 SS1, 909 nucleotides long. RefSeq lists its product as uncharacterized. The transcript is spliced from 3 exons. The record is from RefSeq and is a predicted model, not a curated record. NCBI's taxonomy places the organism in Eukaryota, Fungi, Basidiomycota, Agaricomycetes, Polyporales, Polyporaceae. Bases 1 to 909 code for a protein of 302 amino acids.
AUGUCGUCUUUCCGUGAUAGCCCUGCUCUUGGUUUGCCCUCGAUGAACUCCUGGAUGGCUACGGAGAACGCCCCACUCUUCAUCUGGGACGAUGACUCGGAGUCCUUCGUUUCCUUGAGUUUGGACUCACCCGAAGGGAACAAGUCCUGGCGAAGCGGCGGGCCUGCAGAUGCCUCUGUGAGCCCGCCUCCUGGGAGCGACUGGGCGGACGAAGUGGAGCAGGAGCUCUUCGCAGACGGGAAGUCCGUUGCCCUGUUCAAGGCGCCGACCAAGACGGGGGCCGAACAAGACAGCGGCGCGAGUACCAAGGGCAAGACCGAGUCACCCGAACAGAUUCGGGCGGAGAUCGACGCCUUAGCCACCCCCAUCCAGAGAUACUGCGACACCGUGGUCGAGGAGGAGAGCGACUUCGAAGACGAGGAUGACCCCAAGAACCGGCUCGAACUUCCAAAGAGCCCGAGUAACCGGAACGACGGCGAGCCGAGGUUGAAGACACCCGUCGUGACGGAUCCUCUAGUGGACACAGGGUUCGGCGUGCAAGACCUAGGCUAUCCCCUCUACGCGCACACCUGUCCAACGGUUGCGUUGUUGGAAACUGUGGCGCGGGGCGACGAUGUGGCCGGCCAACCGCUCGUCGACACGGAGGGCCUUGACGGUGGAUUUGUUGUGGUCGACAUCGCGGGGACGUGCGUCACGCCGGAGGGGGUGGAGGUCGGGAAGCACAAAGACCUGUUGAAGCGCUGGACAAGGGCGAUGAAACGGGGAUUCAGCAGCAGCUCCAUCUCUUUCAACACCAAGGGCCCAAGCAAAUACCAGCUUUCAAACUCCAACUAUGCCAAGCACGAUGCGCAGUUCCAUUCCGUUGUACACGUCACUGUGAUCCAUUCUGUCGAGAGAGUAGCGCGAUGA